Molecule: messenger RNA, 560 nt
Organism: Lactuca sativa (garden lettuce)
Lineage: Eukaryota; Viridiplantae; Streptophyta; Magnoliopsida; Asterales; Asteraceae
Source: RefSeq, a predicted model, not a curated record
GGCAUCUUUUUUUUUUUUUUUAUCCCAAUCAAUGAAUGGAUUUUUUCCCCUGUAUGUUGGUUUUACAAGUGCAAGUAUAUUAAUCUACUAAUAAUCCCAACUUGACAUGAAGUUGAUAAGUAACAAGUAAGAAUAAAUUGUGUUUCAGUGAGUUUGUGUUCGACCCAAUUAAAUGGCAGCGGAAGCAAAUGAACGAGGACUUCCUUGACCUAUCAAAGAUGUUCAAUGCAGUUAAAUCGCUUGUUCGAGUGCCUUCUGUAGACCCCAAAUAUAAAAUUGCUCUUCUUGCUUCUAAGCAGGACCGUUGUCUUGUUGAUCUACUGCAUGCUUGGCAAGAUGGAAAACUUCCGGUUCAGAUAAGCUCUGUAAUCAGCAAUCAUGAUAGGGUGGGGAAUACCCAUGUGAUGCGGUUCCUUGAAAGACAUGAGAUUCCAUAUCAUUAUCUGUCCAAGUCAAAGGAGAAGAAUGUAGAAGAUGAGAUAUUGGGGUUGGUUGAAGAUACAGAUUUCUUGGUCCUUGCUAGAUACGUGCAGGUAAAUGUUUUUCUAGUAGUAGUAUAG